AUGCCAAAAUUGUAUCUUCCUAUUGAAGAUUAUUCCACCUUUAACAAUCAAGAGUAUGGAAUGGAACAUAUUUUUACCAAUUUCCUAUUAGUUGAAAAUAAUCAAAAAAGUGUUUUAACUUAUGGCGCAGAUUCGAAUUAUAUCAAUUAUAGAACUGAGGAAGUUCUUUCCGUUGAAAAUCCAAUUGGAUCAAAUUGGACUAAUUGGACUUAUAAAACUGGAUCAUUGGACGUGACUGGACUUAUAACACUGGACGGAAUAUAG
Messenger RNA from Funneliformis mosseae, 264 nucleotides. Lineage: Eukaryota; Fungi; Glomeromycota; Glomeromycetes; Glomerales; Glomeraceae. The record is from the annotation of a GenBank genome assembly.